Molecule: messenger RNA, 953 nt
Organism: Neohortaea acidophila
Lineage: Eukaryota; Fungi; Ascomycota; Dothideomycetes; Mycosphaerellales; Teratosphaeriaceae
Exons: 1
Coding region: 339-809 (156 amino acids)
Source: RefSeq, a predicted model, not a curated record
ACAUUGCAUAAUUCGCUGCAGAAUGGUUCAUGAUGAGAGACAGUACUGAUCGCGUGGUGGACGCCCACUUCCUGCUUCGAGGUCAGCGCGACACUGACCACGAACCAUUUCAUCAUCGCAAGGCUGGGCUCGUUGCCGUCGCGUUGAAGGAAAUGCAAAGACUUCGUCUUCCUCCGCAACAAACAUUCCGCAUCGAGGGAAAGGUAGUCACGAGGAUUCAUUCCACCACGGGACGUAUCCCAAAGUGCCGCGAGCACAUUCCUCAUCGAUGCACAAGUACAGCCACUCAGAUCGUGAGAAACCGAUUGGGAGGAAGGCAGAAGGCAUAAACGUCAUUGAUGUCGUCCACCGCAGCCAACCCAACAACCAAGACCGGCCUGAUCAGCUUACGCUGUAUCGAAACGUUCGAUAGAACAAUCGACCAAGGGAUCUUGUACGUACAAUCUAAAUCGAGUAUAAUUGACAGUUCGAGUGUACUCGUUGGCCUUGAAGUUGUCAUAUUGAUGGUCGCAAGACGCUCUUCAUUGCCGACGGAUAAUCGUAAACAACGACACGGACCUGACGUCAGGAGUUCACAACUUCCCUGGCCUACCUCUGCUGGAGCACGACUUUUGCGGCAGAAUGGAUUCCACGACCUCGCAUCGUGCGGGACUCGGCAUGGCUGCUCGUGCCAGCGACAACUGUCGGACCGCUUGGCAACACCGACUGCAGCUAAACAAGAUCGUCGCACGUGUCGGCGUAGAUGUUCCGGCCUUGCAAGGUACUCGCCACGUUGUGAACAACUCGCCGGUGGAAGGCACGGCACCUGAACGUUUGACACGGCCCCGCUACUCCACGGCCGGCUCCACGCGGCUUUUGUCAACUCCUCCGGUGGGGGCGGAGGUGGGAGCGCCGAGCCAAUCGCGCCCCAUUUACCCACACCAGCCUGAUGAUCAAUGCCUAUGACGAACGUC